Ipomoea nil (Japanese morning glory) is the source of this 1062-nucleotide messenger RNA. RefSeq lists its product as uncharacterized. Gene Ontology annotation, molecular function: nucleic acid binding; zinc ion binding. The record is from RefSeq and is a predicted model, not a curated record. Bases 1 to 1062 code for a protein of 353 amino acids. The transcript has a single exon. NCBI's taxonomy places the organism in Eukaryota, Viridiplantae, Streptophyta, Magnoliopsida, Solanales, Convolvulaceae.
AUGGCACCACCCCGUCAGCGCGCACGCACGUCGGAGACCCCGACAAACGAACAGCUUGCCCAGAAUCUGCAACAGCUCACGCAGACUAUGCAGACCCUCAGCGAGGCGUUGUUGCACAACAACAAUCCCGCUCCACCUCCACAGCCUACCAGGCAUAGAGAUAUAGGGCGCCUUGGGUCGGGCCAUAGACCUCCGACGUUCACCGGUGAGGAAGACCCAGUUGUUCUCGAAGAGUGGGUUCGGACGUUCGACAAGAUCUUCUCGAUCGUUGGGUGCCCCGAGGAGCGCCGCGUGGAGCUAGCAUCGUUCUACUUCAGCCACGAAGCUGAUUUGUGGUGGAUGCAUGAGGGACCAGCUUGCCUCGAGGAGCCUGACUUCGACUGGACGGCUUUGAAGGACCGGAUGCGAGAGCGGUUCUAUCCGGCGCAUGUUCGAGCCGCGAUGUAUAAGGAGUUUCUGCACCUCCAACAAGGUUCUUCAUUGGUGGUUGAGUACCACAAGAGGUUUCUAGAGCUCGCUCGCUUCGCCAGGUUGCUUGUCCCCACCGAGCUCGCCAAAGUUGAGAAGUUCGUAGCAGGUUUGAACUACGAGGCGCGCAAGGCUUUAACCGUGAGCAAGCCGAGGUCUUUGAAGGAAGCUUACUUGAGUGCAGCAGACUUGUAUCGGGUGCAGCAGCUACAACGUGGAUCUUAUGAGCUUGCCAGGAAGAGGACCGAGAGCGGAGGAUCUUCUAACUUCAAGAGGCCAAAGCAGAACUUCCAAGCCAAGAAUGCACCUUCUCCAACUCAAGGACCACCUCGAACGGAGUCCGGAAGCCAAGCCAAGAGGUUCGCAUGUCUAAAAUGUGGUAAGGAGCAUGCUGGUCAGGAUUGCAACGGUUUUGCGUUCCGAUGUUUUCGAUGCGGGGAGAGAGGACAUAAGAUUGCCGAGUGCCCUCAGCAAGCCAACCAAAGGGCGUUGCCACCGUCUUCGGGUCCCGGAGGAGCAUCGGGAGAGAGCUCGAGUCGUGGAGCAGCCGGGGCUAGACCCUCAGGUCGGGUUUUCGUGAAGGGGCGAUCUUAG